AUGGAUGGCGCACCGGCAGUGGAAGAGGAGCUGGACUCCGUCAGUCUCAUCCUGCCGCUCCCCUACCGCCUAGCCCUUCUCAUCGUCCUGGGAGUCUGGCUUUGGGGCGUGAAUCUACACGCGUUACGGCUGCUGAAAAUCGACGUACCACACCUCAUCCGAUACCCAGCUCGCUCAAGCACCAAUCAACCCUCCCACCACCUCUCCAUCUACCGCUUCGCAAGCCUCCUCACCCUCCCCUUACUCGCCUCCGUCCUCCUCUUCUGGACCCUCACACACGGCACCAGCCACAGCGUCAUCGUAUGGCACAUCGUACCCAACCUCUACCUACUCCUACUCCUCCUCGCCUUCCUCAUCCCAGUCCAACACCUCCCACGCGCCGGCCGCCUGCGCUUCCUCCACACCCUGCGCCGCAUCUCCAUCGGCGGCCUAGCCAAGACCGACGACGGCAAGUUCGGCGACGUGCUGCUGGCCGAUGCCCUCACAUCGUACGCCAAACCGCUGUCCGAAGUCUACGUCACGCUGUGCAUGCUCGUCACUGGCCAGCAUACCACCGCCCGACCCGACAGGCAUUGCGGCGGCACCUACAUCCUUUCCAUUGUCAUGUGCGUUCCGUUUUUGAUUCGGUUUCGCCAAUGCAUUAUUGAUCGCCAGCCGGCCAAUGCGCUGAAGUAUGCUACGGCGUUUCCAGCCAUUGCGCUGAGCGCGAUGCAAAGACAUGCGGAGGAUGUGGGCCUGACUCCGACGUCACUCUUCAGACUAUGGUUCUUCUUCGCCAUGAUCAAUUCCCUCUACUCCUUUUACUGGGAUGUAGCACGAGAUUGGGACCUAAGUCUCUUUUCCUCCGACUGCAACGAUCCCUCCCAUCCUUUUGGCCUACGAAGACAGCGCGUCUUCGAUUCGAAUACACUGUACUACGCGGUGAUUGCAGUGGAUCUGGUGUUGCGGUGUACGUGGUCGGCCAAACUGUCGGUGCAUCUGGAGCACUUUUACGACAUCGAAGGCGGCAUCUUCUUGUUGGAGAUUAUGGAGAUAUUCCGCCGCUGGAUGUGGGUGUUCUUCCGUGUAGAGGCCGAAUGGUUGCGGGCCAGGGCAUCGGGGGAUGUAUUACUAGACGAUCUUGGGCCGAAGAUAGACGAGGACUAG
This is a messenger RNA of Neohortaea acidophila, 1146 nucleotides long. Its product is annotated as EXS family-domain-containing protein. Lineage: Eukaryota; Fungi; Ascomycota; Dothideomycetes; Mycosphaerellales; Teratosphaeriaceae. Gene Ontology annotation, cellular component: membrane; cytoplasm. The record is from RefSeq and is a predicted model, not a curated record. The coding region runs from base 1 to 1146 and encodes 381 amino acids. The transcript has 3 exons.